Molecule: messenger RNA, 2185 nt
Organism: Solea solea (common sole)
Lineage: Eukaryota; Metazoa; Chordata; Actinopteri; Pleuronectiformes; Soleidae
Gene: snw1
Product: SNW domain containing 1
Exons: 14
Coding region: 39-1652 (537 amino acids)
Biological process (GO): mRNA splicing, via spliceosome
Cellular component (GO): spliceosomal complex
Source: RefSeq, a predicted model, not a curated record
ACGCGCAAGCGCAGUUCUUCGAUAGCAAAGAAAGGAAAAUGUCUCUAACGAGCUUCUUACCAGCGCCGACCCAGCUGUCCCAAGACCAGCUGGAGGCAGAGGAGAGACUCCGGGCACAGAAGUCAUACUCCACUGCCCUGGUGUCUUCCCGCAAAGAGCCCCCUCCCUAUGGACACAGGAAAGGCUGGAUACCUCGUUCACUUGAGGACUUUGGAGAUGGAGGAGCUUUACCAGAGAUCCAUGUGGCCCAAUUUCCUCUGGAGAUGGGUAGAAAGAAGAAGACAUCUAAUGCCUUGGCGGUGCAGGUGGAUUCAGAGGGAAAGAUAAAAUAUGAUGCCAUCGCCAAACAAGGACAGAACAAAGAUAAGGUGGUUUUCAGUAAGUACACUGACCUUUUGCCUAAGGAAGUAUUAAAUGAUGAAGCUCCAGAACUACAGAAACCUGAUGAGGAGUCUGUACAAGAACUCACAGAGAAGACUCGUGAUGCACUGGACAAGCUGGUGUCUCAGAAGAUCGCUGCUGCCAUGCCUGUUAGAGCUGCAGACAAACUAGCUCCUGCACAGUACAUCAGAUAUACUCCAUCCCAGCAGGGAGUAGCUUUUAACUCUGGGGCCAAACAGAGGGUGAUCCGCAUGGUGGAAAUGCAGAAAGACCCCAUGGAGCCUCCACGUUUCAAAAUUAACAAGAAGAUUCCUCGAGGACCCCCCUCUCCUCCUGCCCCUGUCAUGCAUUCUCCAAGCAGAAAGAUGACGGUAAAAGAGCAACAGGAGUGGAAGAUUCCUCCAUGUAUCUCCAACUGGAAGAACGCUAAGGGCUACACCAUUCCACUUGACAAACGUCUGGCUGCAGAUGGUCGGGGGCUGCAAACAGUUCACAUCAAUGAAAACUUUGCCAAGCUGGCUGAGGCGCUCUACAUUGCUGACAGAAAGGCCAGAGAGGCUGUGGAGAUGAGGGCCCAGGUAGAGAAGAAGAUGGCCCAAAAGGAGAAGGAGAAGAAAGAGGAGAAACUGAGAGAGCUGGCUCAAAUGGCUCGAGAUCGCAGAGCAGGAAUCAAAAGUCACGGGGACAAAGCAGGUGGCGAGGAGGGUGAGGCCAGGGAGCGUGACGAGAUCCGCCACGACAGGAGGAAAGAGAGGCAGCAGGACCGGAACAUCAUGAGGGCAGCUCCUGAUAAGAGGUCCAAGCUGCAGCGAGACCAGGAGAGAGACAUCAGUGAACUCAUCGCGCUUGGCAUGCCCAACCCCCGUACCUCCAGUGAGGCCCAGUACGACCAGAGGCUUUUCAAUCAGAGCAAGGGAAUGGAUAGUGGUUUCGCUGGCGGUGAGGAUGAGACGUACAACGUGUACGACCAGCCGUUCCGUGGUGGCAGAGACAUGGCUGCGAACAUCUACAGGCCCAGCAAGAACAUAGACAAGGACACCUACACGGAUAACCUUGAUUCGCUCAUGAACAACAACAGGUUUGUUCCAAACAAAGACUUCACAGGCACCGACCACUCUCACAGAAGAGAAGGACCGGUCCAGUUUGAGGAGGAUCCUUUCGGUUUGGAUAAGUUCUUGGAGGAGGCCAAGCAGCACGGUGGCUCCAAGAGGCCGUCCACCAGCAGCCGCUCUAAGGACGACUACCACGAUAAGAAACGGAGGAAGGAGUGAGAGGACGCAGACACACUGUCCAUUCAGGACGAUUGAUGGCUUAUUAAGAGAAAGAGGAGUUUCUCAGUGCCCUCUCAGCAGUUGAGGGGUUUUAAUAUACUCACAUUUGUUUUCAUUCAGUUUGAAAUGAGAUACCCUUUGCUUCUUUUUUUUUCUUUGUUUUUUACAUUGGUUAUCUUGAGGGUUCAGUUUGCAGCUGAUGUGAAUGGUGAUAUUUAGACCCAGGACGUGUGUAGAUUGAUGUUGUAUGCUCUUUUUCUUCUUUUUAAACAUGUACACAGACCAACAAAAACCUCAGUGUUUAUUAGCCUUUUGUCUUUUUUUGUUCCCCACCUUUCCCUUUUUUGAGUUUUUGAGAGCUGUGGUUUAGUAAAAAAGCCCCUGGUGUGUCUGUGAGCAUAGCGACUGCCCAUAUUUAAAAUCAGACAUGUACAUAGGUCUAAACUUGAUCUGCAAGCUGCAAAGCAAACCAGUUGUAUAAUUUUAGUAUAUUACCACCAAAGGAAUAAAUUUCAUACUGUGUGUAACUAAAA